Ilex paraguariensis (yerba mate) is the source of this 334-nucleotide messenger RNA. Lineage: Eukaryota; Viridiplantae; Streptophyta; Magnoliopsida; Aquifoliales; Aquifoliaceae. The record is from the annotation of a GenBank genome assembly.
AUGAACAGUGUGCACAUCCAGAAAACUGACCAACAAACGGUGUUUCAGAGUGCAGCUCUUUUUGAUUCUUUAACUGUUCGUGAAAAUGUUGGUUUUCUUCUGUAUGAGAAUUCCACCAUGCCCGAGGAUCAAACUUCGGAGCUUGUAUCAGAAACUUUGGCUGCCGUUGGCUUAAAGGUAUGGUCGAAAAGAAAAUUUGUGGAAGUUGAGAAUCGAUUACCUUCUGAGUUGUCUGGCGGGAUGAAGAAAAGAGUUGCAUUAGCCAGGUCUAUAAAUUUUGAUACCACAAAGGAUACAAUAGAGCCCGAGGUAUGUCUACAAAGUGGUUCUGUUG